Messenger RNA from Nematolebias whitei (Rio pearlfish), 3247 nucleotides. Its product is annotated as mucin-2-like. The transcript is spliced from 5 exons. The record is from RefSeq and is a predicted model, not a curated record. The coding region runs from base 59 to 3247 and encodes 1062 amino acids. NCBI's taxonomy places the organism in Eukaryota, Metazoa, Chordata, Actinopteri, Cyprinodontiformes, Rivulidae.
UGCAACAAUAACAACCACAACUCAAGCAAUAUCAACCACAACUAAAGUACCAACAACAAUGCAAGCUCCAACAACCACAACUGCUACAUUAACAACUACAACAUCUACACCAACAACUGCAACUGUUCCUCCAACAACUACAACUCAAGCAAUAUCAACCACAACUGUUAAACCAACCACCACAACUCAAGUACCAACAACAACUGCUACACCAACAACUACAACUGCUACACCAACAACAACAAGUCAAUUACCAACUACAAAUGCUACAACAACAACUACAACUCAAGCAAUAACAACCACAACUGUUAAACCAACCACCACAACUCAAGUACCAACAACAACUGCUACACCAACAACUACAACUCAAGCUCCAACAACUGCUACACCAACAACAACAAGUCAGUUACCAACAACUACAACAUCUACACCAACAUCUUCAAUUCAAGCACCAACAACUACAACUGCUACACCAACAACAACAAGUCAGUUACCAAUAACUGCAACAUCUACACCAACAACUGUAACUGUUCCUCCAACAACUACAACUCAAGCAAUAUCAACCACAACUGUUAAACCAACCACCGCAACUCAAGUACCAACAACAACUGCUACACCAACAACUACACCUCAAGCUCAAACAACAACUGCUACACCAACAAUAACAAGUCAGUUACCAACAACUACAACAUCUACACCAACAUCUUCAAUUCAGGCACCAACAACUACAACUGCUACACCAACAACAACAAGUCAGUUGCCAACAACUGUUAAACCAACCACCACAACUCAACAAGCACCAACAACUGCAACUGCUACUCCAACAACUACAACUCAAGCAAUAUCAACAACAACUGCUAAACCAUCCACCACAGCUCAAGUACCAACAACAAAAACUGCUACACCAACAACUACACAUCAAGCACCAACAACUACAACUGCUACAUCUACAACAACAAGUCAAUUACCAACAACUACAACUCAAGCACCAACAACUACAACUGCUACACCAACAACUACAAGUCAAUUGCCAACAGCUACAAAUGCUACAACUACAACUCGAGCACCAACAACUACAACUGCUACACCAACUACAGCAUCUCAAGUACCAACAACAACAACUGCAACAGUAACAACAACAACUCAAGCAACAUCCACAACUCAAGUACCAACAAGAACUGCUACUGCUGCAUCAACAACCAUAACUCAAGCACCAACGUCCAUGAUUCAAGCAUCAACAACGACAACUCAGGCACUCAAAAGCACAACUUCUGCAACAACAACAACCACAACUACAACCUCUUCACCAGCAACCACAACUCAAGCACCGUCAACCGCAAUUAAAGCUCCAACAACUAUAACUGAGUCAGCAACAUCCACAACACUACAUCCAACAACUACAACUCAAGCACCAACAACCCUUACUCAAGUUCCAACAACAACUCAGGCAACAACAACCACAACUCAAGCAACAAUAAGUACAACUGCUUCACUAACAACAAUUCCAGCAAUUCAGGCACUAAAAAGCACAACUUCUCCAACAACAACCACAACUCAAGCAACAACAUUGUCAACAAUUUCACCAACAAUAACUAAAGCAACAUCCACAACAACUAAUACUGUUACACCAACAACCACAUCUCAAGCACCAACUACCACAAUUAAUGCACAAACGACCACAAAACUACAACCAAUAACAACAACCUCUUCACCAUCAACCACAUCUCAGGCACAAACAAUCACAACUCAUUUGACUUCCACAUCUCCUGCACCAACCACAAUAACUCAGACACUAACAACUACAACUGAAGUACCAGCAGCCACAACUCGGGCAUCAUCAAUCACAACUUCUGCAACAACCACAACUCAAGCAAUAACAACUACUACUGCUGCACCGACAACCAUGACUCAAGUGCCAACAACCACAUCCAAGGCACCAACAACCAGAACACUACAACUAACAACUACAACUUCUUCACCAACAACAACUCAGGCACCAACAUUCAUAACUUAUUCACCAUCUACAACUCCUGCACCAACCACAAGAACUCAAACACCAACAACCAAAAUUAAUGCACCAACAAGCACAACUUCUGCAACAACCUCAACUUUUGCAACAACAACCACAACUCAAGCACCGACAACCGCAACUUCUGCAACAACUACAACUGGUUCACCAACAACUCAAGCAACAUCCACAACUCAAGCAACAACAACUGCUACUGUUGAACCAACAACCACAAUUCAAGCACCAACAACCACACCUUCUGCAACAGCAACCACAACUCAAACACUAAAAAUCACAACUCAAACACAAGCAACAACAACUCAGACCUCUACAGCUAUCGCUCAAGUAUUAACAAGUACAUCUCAGAUAGAAGCAAUUUCAACUACAACUCAAAAAUCCACAACUAAAACUCAAACACCAACUACCACAUCUGGUGAGCCAACAACCCCAACUCAAACACUGACGACUAUAACUCAAACACCAACAAUAACAAAAUUAGCAACAACUACAAUUGGAGCACCAACAACCACAAUUUCUGCAACAACCACAAGCCAAGCACCAUCAAUCAAAACUUCUGCAACAACAACAACAACUCAAGCACUAACAAUCACAACUGAAGCACCAGCAAUCAUAACUCAAGCACCAACUAUCUUCACUCAACCACAAACAAUCUUAACUCAACCACAAACAAUCUUAACUCAACCACCAACAAUUUUAACUCAACCACCAACAAUCACAACUCAACCACUAACAAUCACAACUCAAGAAUCAACAAUCAAAACUCAAACACCAGCAACUACAACUCAAACGUCUCCAUCUACACCUACAAGUACAAAACCAACAAUCACACCUGUAGCACCAAUAACCACAACUGUUGCACUAACAACCACAACUAAGCAACAAUCCAUUGUAAUUAUUACAAACACAACGUCAACCACUAUUACAACAACCCCAACCAUAACAAAAACCACUACAACCACAACACCAACUACUACAACAACUACUCCAGGACAGUCAGCCACCACUUCAACAACCACCAGUGGUGCAUCUAGACCCUUGAGCACUGAAGUGCAUUUUGGAGGAAACCAGACCUUCGUAUGUCCAGCAUGGGACCAGAUGGUGGUCCGAUUGAGUCCAAAUCUGGAUGGGGAAGUCUUGGUGGGCUCCAGAGAUGACGGCGGUGCCUCCCUCCUCGGAAGUCCUUGUGGGCCGGCAAGCAACUCUCAGAUUGAUCGAUGA